GUUCCACACCCCCGACAUUACUACUACAAUUGUUGAAGUGUACAAGGACGCGAGGAAUAACCUUUUCCUAACCUGUACAGGGAUAUUUUACUGUAUUUUUAUUAAUUGACAAAAUAUACUUGUCUCUAAAGAAAGAAAGAGCGGAAAAGCGAAAAUGUCGAGAAAAGUGGUAAACGCGCCUCGGUUGCAAGGGUUGAGCCGGCUACGCGUGCGUCCAAAAAAAGAAAGACAAGCUAUUCCUUGUAGUCAAGAAAUGGCUGCACUCUUGGGUUGCUGGCAAAACAACGGUGGUAACACGAACUCUACUCAGUGUUUGAAGGUCGCCGCGUCUCUAGAAAACUGCAUGAAGAGCCAGCAUGGUAAACAGAAAUCCGAAAACACCAUCAAUUAUCACUUGGCUCGUUUAGGAAAAUUACUUUGAUGUACUGUUUCAUUCAAGUUUUAAAAAAAAAUCCCCUUCAACGAUGUCUUAUGCAAGAUGAGCUGGCGUUAUCGUCCAAGCAGAAUGUCCGUUCAUCCUAACCAAAACCCAUGAUGCACUGUCCGCUUGUUUUAUACCUAUUUUCAGAUUAUGGUAAAAGACAUGAGAAUCCCCUCUCUUUUUCUUUAUGCAUUUGAUUCUUCAGUCUCCAGUUUCUAGUUCCUAGCAUCAAUUAUUAAUUCUUUUUAAAUGGUUAUGUUUCAGUGGUUGUCGUGUGUCAAGACACAGGUUUAUGUUGAUAUGUUUGAACGAUGAAACCAUGUAUACGAAGCCGCGUUAAACAGAAUUAAAAUAUCUUGGAAAUUACUGGCAAGAUUAGUUGUUUUUUUCUCUGCAAACAUACCUUUGGCUAAAAACUCCCAUUAAAACACAACUCAGAUCUCUCUUCUCUCAUAUCCAACUAGGGCGACAUUAGUCCAAAUCAAACCAAUCUAAGAAGUAAAAAGAACAAAUAAAUUACUUCAACAUCGCUAAAAUUUGCAACAAUCUAAAUUUUUUCUUUGAAACUGUUGGAGGAUCAAUGAUGACGAGAUGGCAAAAGCACUUGAUUCAUUUAAAGAGGAGUUUUUCUAUGUUACUCUAUCAACAACAGAACAGAUGAGGACUACGAUUGUCAUACGAAUAUACAAUAUGAUAGGCUCAUCCAUCUAAUUUCUAUUCAAGAAAUUUUUUUACCUGUCAUCUUCGUACAUCUGCUUUUCUUCGCUUAGAUAACUUUACCAAUUAAUCGAAAUUACAUCUCCGCGAAGAAAGCAGUCACUCUCUGAGGAACAUAUUUAUUGAAAUAUUUGCAAUUGUCAAUUGCAAAACAGAAGUCUCUGACCGUUGUACUGCUUGUAAUCAGCAGCUUAAUUUUUAAUUUGUUGAGACUUACCAUUUUAGAUUCAAAU
This is a messenger RNA of Schizosaccharomyces octosporus yFS286, 1371 nucleotides long. RefSeq names its product ribosomal protein subunit Mrp10. Gene Ontology annotation, biological process: mitochondrial translation. The coding region runs from base 155 to 421 and encodes 88 amino acids. Gene Ontology annotation, cellular component: mitochondrial small ribosomal subunit. The transcript is spliced from 2 exons. The record is from RefSeq and is a predicted model, not a curated record. Lineage: Eukaryota; Fungi; Ascomycota; Schizosaccharomycetes; Schizosaccharomycetales; Schizosaccharomycetaceae. Gene Ontology annotation, molecular function: structural constituent of ribosome.